CUGCCCCUGAUGAUGCCAAGGUCGAAACGUUCACAUUGAAACCUAGGGGCCUUUUAAGUGUGCAAGAGGAAGUUAACAAUACUAACAAAAAUUAUUACGUUUCGAAUAAAUUUGGCAAUAAUAUUAUAAUUAAUACAACUAAUGAUGAUGUAAAUAUAGUUAAGAAUAGAAGAAAAAGAAAUUUAAAUGUAGAAAUCCAAAAUAAUAAUAGUAAAAAGGGUAACAAUAAGAGAAGAAGAGUUGUUAAGAAACUCAUUAGAAAAAAACCUGUAUUAUUAAAUGAUGAACUGACUCAUAAACAAAACAAUACUACACAAACAAAAGGUUUAAAGAAAAGGCGACGAAAAGUUAAAAUAAAAAAGAAAAAACGACUUUUAGUGCCUAAAGAGGAGAUACAACAGAGUACAAAUUAUUUAAACGGCUUAGAGGAACACGGUCAACAAGCUACCAAACCUAGAAGAAAAAUUGUUAUAACGCGUAAACGAAUACUACCAAAUAAAAGCAAAUUACUUAAUAUACCAUCGGUAGAAAUAAGUCCAACGGCAGAAUUAUUAAAUACACAAAUGGUAAUGCAGAAUACUUAUUUAGAUGUGCAGAUCGAUAAAAAUAUAAAUAAUAUUCAGAUAAACGAAUCUCGUCCGGGAAAAGACAUAUUAUCAUAUGAAAAACAUAAUGACAAUAAUGAACAAGGUACGAUUGAUGAUAUUGAAGAAUAUGACGAAGACGAUGAGAACGAAGACGAGGAAACUGAGGAAGAGGAUGAAUUUGAAAAUGAGGAAUUUGAUAAUGAAGACGUUGAAGAUAAUGAAGAAGAUGUUAGCGAUGACGAACACACAAAUGAAUAUAGCGAAAAUGAAGAAAACAUAGAAAAUUCUGAACAUGUCGAUGAAAAAAAUAACGACAAUAGUAGAGUAAACGAUAACGAGGAAUCAACUCCAUCAUUCCAGUCUCUUCCGGAAUAUGAGCCCUUUUUCCCAGAAUUUUCACAAUCUAUUCACGCUCCCAUCCUUCCUUUUAAAACGACCGUUUUAUCUACUGUCGAGUACCUAACUAAAACGGUAAAUGCUACAAUAUUGCGUACUUACACUUUUGUUGUAACCCGUGUGGCAGGCGACCAGGAGACCGUCACUUCGACUACAGAAGUACGACCACAAAUAAAAACUACGACAGUUACUGAAUCCGCCACCAGUUUUACUACUCUAACAUUACUAGAUUUGGACAAUAUGGACAAAGUUACUGAUGUACAGCCAACUUCUCUUCCCAAUCUGGAAUAUAAUCCUUCUUCCUUAUCGGUAUCUAACUCCGAAGAAUUAAAUGCAAAUCCAAAAGAAGAAGCAAGGAAUUUAGCUACAAGAGUUAUGUCCAACGGGGUCGAAGUAAUUGUAGCUGGAGACAAAACAACUUAUCCAGGAGAUAAGGAGUUUAAACGUGUACAAUCCGGUAUUCAAAAGCCAGUUACGUUAAAACCUAGUACUUUAUCUGAUCAUAUGAUGUUAACGUUACCUCAAGAAACUUACAUUACAGAAAAACCGAUGAAUGAAUUAGAUCCAAAUCAAUUUGUAGUCAAGACAUGUCUUACAACUUUUACCUAUUUAACCACCUAUCUUGAAAAAGGUACUACGACAGUAUCUAGUCAUGAACAGGUUAUUUCUAAUGUAGCUACAGAGGAAAGAAUGAACACUGGAAAAAUACUUCCAACUCCGGCAGUAGGAAUAACUUUAACUCAGUAUCCGAACUUGUCUGUAGGCGUUUUUCACACUACAUAUACCUAUCUUAACACGAUUCUUGAUGGGGAACAACCACUAGUAAUAUCAUCGCAGCAUGUUGUAUCUAACACCGUAACUGCUCCCGAUGACUAUCUUUCAUUAUUAAGGCCUUCACAAACUACCAAACCUGUUAAAGAUACAAAUACGUACUUUAGUACUAUCAACUUAGAAAAAACCUUAUAUGAAGAUGGCAAAGAAAGUGUAAUUAGCACUAAAGAAGUUGUAACACAAGUGGUUAUUACGGAGAGUAUACCUCCUAGAGAUAGACCUGUUAUGACGUCGUAUAUAGCGUUGGAUAGUAUGAAACAUCUCGAGAAUAGAUUAGUAGAGCCUACAAAAACCAACGAAGAAACUACUGACGUAACCAAAACAUAUUUCGUUACUUAUACAUAUUACAAUACCGUUUUGGAGAAUGGGACACCUACAAUAUAUACGAAUAUUUCUACAGAGAGUGACGUAGUUACAGAAAAAGUUCCAUUGCUUACCAAAAAAGCCACUAAUACAAAAGUAACAGAUGAAAAAGAUGAUAAAAGUUCCCAAAGUAUACUACAAACUGAUGCUAAAUUUAAUAUUUUAGCGACGAAAGUUUAUUAUACAACUUUUACGUAUUUAACGACAUUAUUGAAGGAAAAAGAUCCGAAAUCAACUAUUAUUAAUUCUAGCACAAAAAUUGAAGAAAAUAUAGUAACAGAAACUUUGAAUCCAAGCUUGUUUAAUUCUGAUUAUAUUUCUUCUUUAGCAAAUGACAUUAACAAAAGCUCUGAUACUAUUAAGAGGGUUGGAACGUUACUCAACGGUCAAGUUAUCGAUAUAACUUUAGUGCCAAACCCGCAUUAUAUAGAGAUCAAACCAACUCAGGUUCUACCUAUAGAGAAAACAAGUUUACCGUCACUAGAGGCCAGUAUCGAAACAACAACAAAUGCUGUAUUAGAAGGGACUUUCAGUAAUUCUAAACCUAAUAUUAUAACAGGUUCUACUAUUGUAUUUAUAGACGAUGAUCCUUUUGCUAAUUUGCUACCAACUCCAAGUUUAAGUAGUACUUCAACAUGGAGUACAGGAGCAAGCAGUUCAUCGCAGAUAGUAAAGGAAACGAAAGUGGAUGUAGUAACAAGUAAAGUAAAACGCCCUGGACAUAAAACUAAAAAUAAAAAUAAAGUGAAUCCCUCUAAAGCAACCGCAGCAAAUAUCCAAUUCAGUAGUGUUAAUAAAAAUACGAAUAAGAAGACUGAUAAGAAUGAUAAAAAUAAAAAACAAACACCUGGGAAAACACCAGGCACGAAACAACCAGCGACGCCUCCGCAAGAUUUACUCGGAUUAGGUUCAAUUAACAUUCCAAAUACAUUGGAAGCUUUAACGCCUGUACUGAGCGCUAUGGCGGGAUAUAUAAACCAAAAUUUAAAGAGUACAAGACGAAAUGAUGUGAAUACUACGAUAACUCAAGGAAAAAAUCCUCUGGGUCCUCAAGUAAUCGAGGCUUUACCGCAGAAUCAACAAGAAAUAAAACAUCCCGGCCAGGACGGACCAAAUCGUUCUCCUGUGUAUAUUCCAGUUGGUGGUGCUGUAGGGGAUGAUUUUGAAAUUGCUGAAAGUCAAAACAUUGCUACAUUUGAAUGGAAUGAUUCAGUAAGGCCUGAGACGUUAAGUAAGUUAAAACAUGAAGCACCUUUGUUAAAUGACGGUAUUCCUAUUAGUCCAGGAGAUAUCAUUACAGCAAAUUCCGACGUUAUAGUGGGCAAACCUGGACGAGUUGGUCCACGCCUUCCGUCGACCAUUCCUAUCCAUAACGAAGAAAACAAUAUUCCCCUCGGAAUGAAACCUCCUCCUCUGCCACAAAAAAAUUCCUGGAACUCUCAAAAUAACUUAUUAAAACAUAGACCUCAAGGCUCCUUAAUAAAAGAUAAUAUAGCGAGUCAAGCAAAUAUAGUACAUGUGCCGAACAAAGAGACUCCGCCUUUCCAAAAACAAUCUUUAGAAAAAUUCAAAGGUGAUAAAAGGAAACAUAUACCGUUAGAUUCUUUCAAUAGAGGUCAAAUUCUCUCCCAUCAGUCAAAUAAUUACCAAUCGGGUAACCGUUACAAGCAAAAUCAGCAAGCAUUUUCCGAGAGCCAACGUGUUCAAGAUUUCUUUAUAUCGGGAGGAAAAAACACUAGAAAUAAUUUUGCAGGGGGGAGCCAUGCAGUAUAUGCUGCACAAUAUAGCGGCGAAACGCCACCUCCAUAUCUAGCAAAUCAAAAUGCAGCAUCUUAUGUUCCACCAGAGAAGAUUCCUACACCUAGUUUGCAAGAAACUAUAUAUAAAAAUUACCACAUAGACACUCAAAAUCAAAACUCUUAUCCUCCAAUAUAUGCCGCACAACAAAAACCAGUUAUUAUAUCAUCUAUUCCGCUGGUACUACCCGAGGUAAUCGAACGAAGUACCGGACAACCCCUUUUGGUACAACUACAACCAUCUCAAGUAGCUUUUGUAAAUAUCCCUUUCAAUCGAACGACAGCAUUAAUUUAUGGUGGAUCAACGGAGAUACAUCCCAACGGACAGUAUUUUGAUGACCCUAGUCCAUAUCCAGAGCCGGAGUUUUCUGGCAUCGAAAAUUUUAAAAAUGGUGUUCCACAAUUAGCCUCUAUUUAUCACAAUACUCCACCAUUCGAUGGAAUCAGCCAAAAACAAGUAUCUGGUGUUAUAAAAGUCGGCGCAUCAAAUGAUCACAUUGUCAAGCAGGAACCUGACACCAGUGAAAAUCAAAAAGUGCACGUAAACAUAAUUCCGACAAAACCUAAAGAAGUUUUACUUCACCACGUUGGAAACGCAAACAUAGAUGUUCAGCCUCCUCCAUUAUCUUUUGGACUUACAAAGCAACAUGGUGACUUAAAUGCUCAUAUUAUAAAUCACGGAACUGCAACUGUACCAGUACCGUCCGUUCCUAUUGUAAUUCGUAAUAAAACUAAUAUAAAUUACAAUCAAGAAUAUCUAGAUCCAAACUAUUUCCCAGAACAAAAACCACAAGAGAAACCAAAUCUGUUUAAUGCAGAAAAUAACUUUGAAAAUGUAGCAUUGACAGGUGAACAAUUGCCUCCAGCAAUCAAGCCUAAUGCUCAUCCCGUUAACAACGUUCAAGUACACCCUCCGUCAACGUACUAUCCGAAAAUACAAUCAUUUCCAAAAGAACCCUCGACAGAUAUGGUACCUCCUGUAUACCAUAAAACAAAACCAAUAUUACAACAGAAACCAAACAGACCAAAUAAAGUGAAAUAUUCCCAGCCACCUAAACGCAUCUUGCCACGACCACGACCUAGACCGAACACGCAAAUUUCAGAAUUUAUAACACCUCCUGCUAAUAAGCAUCUAUUGCCAAAUAAACAAUUUGACAAUAGAUAUGUACCUGGAAAGAGUCCAUUACCAAUACCUCUCGGUCCAGUUACUACAGCAGUUUUUAAUAACAACAUAGGAUCGGCAAAUAAUUUCAAUCCUCCCUCAGUUCAAAAUUACUCACCACAACAAAGUAACAAACACGAAGGAAAUCCGGUAAAUUUGAAUAAAUACCAUACUGAAAAUAUUUACAAGGAAAUAAUGGAAAACGAGAAUGGCGAUGUCGAUUCUUCGGAUGAUCAUCUAGAAGAUGAUUCUCCAAAUGAAUACGGUGAGGUGGUUCAAGAAUCAAAUCCUCGGCCGUUGAAACCAGGAGAAAUUCCUAUCGAGCUAUUAAGGAAAAAAGAAUCAAGUAGUACCACGGAAAAAUCUAACGAUUUUGUAAGGUUCCCAGACUCUAAACAAAAUAAUUCAAUUGUUAGAUUUCCGUAUGAUCAUAAUCAGUUUUCUCAGUUCGAUCUUAGCAAUACAAAUAUUAAACAAACUGAAAAUUCAUAUGAAAAUCCUAAAAUUCAAUUUGACGUGCCAAAAAUACACGAACAUAAACCCAUACAACCACCAGAAGAAGCGUCCUAUUAUAAUAUAAUCAAUAGACCAUUCAAUACCAAAAUUCCGCAAUAUGUAACAUCAACAACCGCAACUAUUCCAUUCGGCGAAUUCGAGAAUAAUCAGCAAACUGAAGAAAACUCGUUAGUUAUUAAUAAUAUUCCAACCAUUUCCAGAGUUGAAUCCACUACAAAAACUACUCCUGUUAAGCAAAAGAUCCAGACAUCCUCCCAAAAACCGGUUUUAAUUUUCAUCGAUGAAAAUGGAUCAACAAAGGAUGGAUUCUUUAAUAGGAGACCCACGGAAAGCAGUAGGCCAAAAGUAACGUCUUUGCCAAUAGAUACUCACACUCCUAAUUCGCCUAUAGUUGUAACAGUCCCGAUUUUCAGCAAUGAUAAACCGUAUUCUCAAACAGAACGACCGUUUGAUAGUUCUAAAUACUCAGGGAACCAACCAACUAAUGAGGUGAAUAUUAUGACUCCAGCUGAGGAUUCUAUUGAAAUUAAAUUGUCAACAACCGAAAGGACUAUCGUGUCUAAUAUAACUAUACCAACAGUUGAUAAACUAUCUGAAAUGCCAAUAGCUGGAUUAAAUAGUGGCGAGACGUUGGCAAUUGACCUAGCAAAUUUAACUCAAGAAAUAAAUAAUAUGGAAAUAUUACAGCCACCUCCACCAAUAGAAGAUAUAUUAUUAAAUAUACCAAGUCCAGUUAUGAAACCACCCAGGAUUAACGUUAAUUCUCCAGGGCAUGAUAUAGUGCGUGUUCCAAAUAUACAUCAAUAUAAUCCUGACGUCGAUGUAGGUGUAAGCACUUUAAAACCACUAGUACCAGCUCCAGUAGAAGAAAUGCUUCCACCCCCUCCUGGGCAAAUACCGGUUCGUUCAGAGAUCUCUAUACCAACGACGGAAGUGGUACUGGGAAUGUCUCCGCCCCCUUUGAUAACAACUCGCAAUCCUAUAAAUAACGUUAUUUCUGUGCAUCAUGGCACUUCUAUAAAACAACCUACUAUUACCACCGUUACCACGCAAAAAUACGAUCGGCCUACAAGACCUAGAAUACCAGGGUAUCGUAGACCAGGUCAUAGAAGAACAACGACGGCAACUACUCCGUUCAGUAGCCCAUCGACCACACACAGAAUAACUACUUAUAAGGGACACUUUAAAAGACCUACUGGUAUUCUACAGCCUGUAAAAAUACCUUCCGGGCAAAAUAAAUUUAAUAAAAAUUUUACUGAAAAAAAUACUCUACCUGAAGAUAACUUAAAUGCAGCGUCAAAUGGUGCUGGUAAUAUAAUUACACCUACACCAACUAUUAAAUCCAAACCAUCACUGGACGUUAUUAUAGGGCAUCCAAACAUGGGCGAUGUAGAAAAGCAAUCCGUCAAACAAAAAACUAAACACGUCGUGGAAAAAGUAACUAGUGAUUUGCCUGAAAAGACUAGUACAACUCAACCUACUCCCGAGUUGAUAACUGUUCCGCAAGAUCUAAAUGAUAUCAUAACAAAACCAGUCCACCACGCAGGCAAUGAAGUAAAAAUAGUUGACGGUGACAGUGUAUCCAAAAAGCACCAACCAAGUCAGGUGAAAGAAUCGCGGCCUACCAUUGUUCCUACCCGAUACAUUACCCAUACCAAGACUCAUACUGUCACAAUAACAAAGACAACCGUAGUAAAGACACUUGGUGGUCCGCCAAGUACGCUGACCAUACUGGUAACAAAAACUGAAAAGAGUUACAUUAUAGAUACUGUGACGGAGAUUCAUACUUUGGUAAAACCGACUAGCAUAGUGGAAACUGUCACUACUACCAUACAAAGAGAUCACUCUCUAUAUUCACCCGAAGUAUAUCAGAGCAAGUAUCCAAAGAUACACAUGAGACCUGGUUUGAAACCGAUUAACAACAAACCAGACGUCGUGACACAGAUAAGUAGUAGCUUCGAUGAUAAAGGGGACAAUGAAAAUGAGGAUUCUUUAGAAGACUUUAUUAUAAAAGAUGCAGAUGAUAUUGGUCAACAAUCCUCCCACAAGAACCAAUACAACGACAACGAUUCUAUUUUCGUUGUAAUGACAGACAAGAACAAAGGCGGUAUAAUCAAAAUACCUCCGGCCAGUUCCGAAGAAAAUUCUUCACAAGACCAAUCCAACGACGGACCUCCACAUCGGGAUGAAAUCACCGAAAAUGAAGCAAACAAUAUACUGUUGGGCGGAAUUCUAAUAGCCAAUCGACCGGAAGUGAACUCGCCCGAUGUAGAUGUCAAAAACAAAGAUCGAUGCAGUCCGGAAUGCAAGGCGAGCAGAAACGAAUUGUGCCAACGGAUAGGAGGCACAAUGCGGUGCGUUUGUAGACCAGGAUUCGCACGAAUGUUCCCCGAUAGACCUUGUAACCCCACAUAUACGUAUAGUUUAAACGUUACGAUAGAUCGAAUCGGAAAACACCGACAAAAGUAUUCAGAAAAGCUCACCAUGGAAAAUAGCACUGACUUUAUAAAUUUGGCCAGAAAAACGCAUGAAGCUUUGGACAGGAUGGUGAUGCAGUCCGAUCUUCGGGAUAUAUAUCACGGAGUACACGUAAUGGCGUUCUAUCCAGAAGAGGGUACAGAAGAGGACAAAGUUAUUAGUCAGUUUUAUCUUCAACUCUCCGAUAAUAUCGAUGAAAACCGUAUGGAGGGUAUAUUUAAGAAGUAUUUGAGAAACAACAAUUACUCAUUAGGAGGCACCGACGUCUUCACAUCCGGCGAAUCGAUAGAACAUUUGAAGGCUCGCGAUUUUAAUGAAUGCGAUUUUCCUCGCUUCCACGAUUGCUCGGACAAUGCUCAAUGCUUCAAUCUUAAAGGAACGUAUACAUGCUCAUGUAGAGAAGGCUUCUCAGAUUUAUCAGAGAACAUGCUCUAUCCUGGUAGAAUGUGCAGCGCUGAGCAGGUUGGUUGCGAACUGUGUAACUACCAUGGAACGUGUUAUUCCAGAGGUCCGGAUGAAAUUCUUUGCGAAUGUUUCCAUUGGUACGCUGGAGAAUUCUGUCAAGUUAACCUUAAAGUACUUCUCAUCGGGCUGUUAACACUGGGACUGGUUUUAUUCGCUCUCCUAUUGGUGUGUAUUAUACUCACUUGCGUACGAAGAAAGCCUACCAAUCGUGGUGUUUCCAGCACUAUGGGCUUUUUGCCUCAAAGUAGCGUUAACAGAGACGGCACACUCGACAGGCGGGCUAUGAUCGAAGACACCAGUUCUGAAGACAGUAGAAGUGAAACAAACACAUUACCACCAUACGUCCAACAGAAAGUACCAAAACUGAAACCACCACCUGCAAAAGGAGCCUUGAAGAAAGUAUCAAAGGUAUCAAUGAGUAGCGGGCCCGAACGUCGUGAGUCAUCAUCGAUUAUCUUUCCAGAUCAAAAAGACCGAGCGUUAACUGUAAUGAUACCCAGAGCAAAAUAUCAUCCCGCUCCACCUACGUCUCCACUGAUAAACUACACGAGUUUUGACACCGGGAAACCCAGCGUGCCAUGUAUUAACAAUGAGGCAAAACUUCUAAGUUAUUUGGAUGCUGGGCCCUGCUCUACUAAGAUUGAAUCAAAAAGAAGAUCUAGCAACACCGCAAGUGAAUCUUUCAUCGAAGAAAAUCCAAGUUCGAGAAAAACAUCAGGAGCAUUGGUAUCGGCUGGAUUUGAGGUGUCCGCAACAGUUGUAAAUAAUAUGGGCACUUUAGGUACCACCUGUGGAACCGAGGCUGACAGAAGCGAAAACGCUACACUAAUACACAAAAUUAGUGCGGAUUUAAUAUCUAGAGCCGACACAUCAUCGCAAUUUAACACACUGAGAAAAUCUAUUGUGGAUGAUGAUCUAGAGUCUAACAGUAAUUGGCUAGAUAUACCUAGGAUAAGUACUGUAUCAGAAUCUCGAUCGUACGAUGAAACGACGAUACCCCCUCCGAUGAAAUCUUUUAGGAGUGACUACGAUACAAAGUCGCUACAGCACCAAAAUGAUGAGGCCAAUACAAUGGCGGAGCGUGACUUGGGAUCAACGUUCUUGUUGCCCCAUACACACCUGUAUAAACCUGAGAGAGGUUCAGAUAUAUCAGGUUUCGAGUCUUUGUAACACUCUGCAGGUUUUUAAAAGACUAGUAAAAGUACGUUACGCAAUUGUCCAAGUGCCUUAUUUAUUAUUAGUACCUAAAUAUUAUUAUUUAGAAAAUACAGCGGAGCGAAUGGUUAAAAAAAAUAAUUUCAUAUAUCUAGUUGUUUCAAGUUUACCCUGUUGGCCAUAAUUUAUUUAAAUUGAUGUAAAUAAUUUAUUUCGCGUAUUAUUUUAAUAAUGUUGUAUGAAUGAAUUAUCCAGUAUGGGCCUUUUAUUACAAAUUUAUUGGAUCGCCCGGAUACUGCUGUGAAUGCGUGUGAAUGUAUAUAUCGUGUGAUAUAAGAGUAAUUUUUAUAUACAAUGUAACGAAACAAACAUAUUUAUAUUUUAAGUAAAAAAUCUGGUCUUAUAUAAGUACUUACUAUACGUUAUGCUGUAAAUUUGUAAUGUAUAAUAAAUAUUUUUAAAUAAAUAAACGUAAUAUAUAAGUAUAUACAUAAUUUGUGUAGCAGGAUAGGAGUGCCAAAACAGUAAUGUGAUUUCCUUGGAAGAGAUCACUUUUCUAAUAAGAAUUUAUUGUUUGAGUUUACUAAUUUUGUUCUAUCGAAAACAAGAAAUAUACAAAUGUUUU
Molecule: messenger RNA, 10374 nt
Organism: Sitophilus oryzae (rice weevil)
Lineage: Eukaryota; Metazoa; Arthropoda; Insecta; Coleoptera; Curculionidae
Exons: 18
Coding region: 564-9764 (3066 amino acids)
Molecular function (GO): calcium ion binding
Source: RefSeq, a predicted model, not a curated record